AUGACCGAGGAAGCAACCAAGUCGUCGACAACAGGUCGCAGCAGCACCAAAACCAGCAACAUCCAUUCCAUCUUAUCUGACAACAGGACCAACACAUUUUUAGCGGCCUCGUCCGAACACCACCACAAAGCCCUGAAAAUUGGCGAAGCUGGAGUACCCUCCUGGUCCUCUCCAGACCUGGGGAAUACUGUUGUACCUACAAAACGUAUCUCGGAUCAAGAGCGAUUGCGCCUACGGCAUGCUGGCUUCUUGCCAGCGUAUUCAGAGCCUGCACACAGCCCAGAAAAAGAUAUCCAUCAGGAGUAUUUAAAAAGGCGGAAACUUUCAGUGGCUCCACACUCCUCCCCCUCAAAUACCAUCUGCUUUUCAGAAGAUCACAGGGACGAACCCCUCAGCUUAAUCACAGAAGAUGAUACUCCUAUGAGGUCUUUCCCAGUUAGAGAAUAUCCUAGAAGACUAAGCAUCGCCUCAGUUUUGACUGCUGAUAGUGGUUCACUCCCAAGCGUGGUAUCGCCGGCGACGACUACCAGUUGGGCCGGACUGGCAUCUUCUGCAUCUUCGACAACUACCGUCAACCCUCCCCAGUGGCCCUUUAUGAGCGAGCUGUACCAGCCAAUCAGUCGUAGAAGUCCAAUAUCAAAUACUGCCUCAGCAAGUACUUCUGUUGGGUCCCACCCUCGGAGGGAACACCAAGCCUUUGACGACACUGACCUUAAAACUUGGGAACUCGAUUUUGAAGUAUCAACAGCCCAGAGGAAAACACCACUUACAAGAAAAAUUCCGCGUCGUAGGCAUUUCGACACCACCGCUGCCACAGACGACUCUGGUAUGACGCCUAUCGGUAACUUUGAGCAUAUCGGUAGAACUGGCAAACUUCACCCACUAGGAGAGGACGAAAUGGAGGAUAUAGGAGAAAGACAGACAGCGUUAUCAGGGGAAGAUAUACAAAUGGGGUCGCAUCAUUCAUUAGAGGCAUAUAACGAUCUGGUAUCAGAUUUACAACAUAAAUUAUCCACCAAAACAUUAGCUCUGGAGGCUCUGCAGAAGGAGCACGAUCGUCUCCUAGGUGCCUAUAGUCGGCAACAAACCCGGAGCGCAGCAAUCCAAAAGAAGUGCUCGGUAGCGGACACCGAAAUCGUUUCCCUUUCGGCUGAGCGGGACCGGCUCCAGGAAGCUCUCGACCAGUCGGAAUCACAAGUUCAGGAAUUGACAGAGCAGCGCGACAGUAUCAAUAGAAGGCUGGUUUCUAGGGUUAAGGAAUACUCCAACAUCAUCCAACUAGCGUCGCAGAUGGAAAGCCUGUCGGUUGUGGAACGAAAGAGGUGGAAGGAUAGAGAUGCCUUACUAAGGUUGAAAAUAGAGGAACGGGAUCAAGUCAUAGAAGAUAUGCAACAGCGGCUCACGGUAGCUAUGGCCGCUGAUGAAGUAGGAGGACCUAGCCGAUCUCCGAGAUCCGAUACGGAUCCCGACGAAGUUAUCAUGCUGCGGAAGGAAAAUCGAUUGCUAAAGGAAAGGGCUGAAGAACUCGAGGCUUCUGUCGGUGAAGCGAAACAGGAGGUCCAACGGAUGAAGGAAAUCGGGCGGAUGUUGGUUGCACCGGAACCAGGAGGACUUUGA
Messenger RNA from Orbilia oligospora ATCC 24927, 1617 nucleotides. RefSeq lists its product as uncharacterized. Bases 1 to 1617 code for a protein of 538 amino acids. The record is from RefSeq and is a predicted model, not a curated record. NCBI's taxonomy places the organism in Eukaryota, Fungi, Ascomycota, Orbiliomycetes, Orbiliales, Orbiliaceae. The transcript has a single exon.